Messenger RNA from Callithrix jacchus (white-tufted-ear marmoset), 1436 nucleotides. It is a transcript of the gene CBY1, whose product is annotated as chibby 1, beta catenin antagonist. Gene Ontology annotation, cellular component: nucleus. Gene Ontology annotation, biological process: negative regulation of Wnt signaling pathway. The record is from RefSeq and is a predicted model, not a curated record. NCBI's taxonomy places the organism in Eukaryota, Metazoa, Chordata, Mammalia, Primates, Cebidae.
UUCUCGGUGGUAGAGGCCGGGCGGGGCUGCGCAUGCGCGUGACGGGCGGGCGGCAGGAGGCGAGUUGGUAACGGUAGCGCUGGCCUGCAGGGUCUUUGCGGGGGAUUUCAGGGAGCGGUUGCAUCCCGGCUUCUGGGACGCGUCAGAGUAUUAUCCAGCAAUGCAAAUGAACAAACUGAACUACACACAGCUGCAUGGAUGAAUGUCAGAAACAUGACGUUGAAUGUGAGAAGCCAGAUGCAAACGAGGACUCCCUGUACAAUUCUGUGCAUGUAAAGUGACCAGAGACGGGUCCUACUAAGUUGCCCAGGCUGGUUUUGAACUCCUGUGCUCAAGCGAUUCUCCCACCCUGGCCUCCCAAAGUCCUGGGAUUACAGGAGAAGGGAGCGCUGGGUUUGGCCUGAUGAAGAUCAGACCAAAGAUGCCCUUCUUUUGGAAUAUGUUCAGUCCGAAGAAGACACCUCCUCGGAAGUCUGCAUCUCUCUCCAACCUGCAUUCUUUGGACCGCUCAACCCGGGAGUUGGAGCUGGGCUUGGAAUAUGGAUCCCCCACUAUGAACCUGGCAGGGCAGAGCCUGAAGUUUGAAAAUGGCCAGUGGAUAGCAGAGACAGGGGUGAGUGGAGGUGUGGACCGGAGGGAGGUCCAGCGCCUUCGUAGGCGGAACCAGCAGCUGGAGGAAGAGAACAAUCUCUUGCGGCUGAAAGUGGACAUCCUGUUAGACAUGGUGAGGCAGCUCUCAGAGUCCACUGCCAAAUCCCACUUAAUGGAGAAGGAACUGGAUGAACUGAGGAUCAGCCGGAAGAGAAAAUGAAGACCCCAGAGGCAUUUCAUUACGGAGUAGGAUGUGGCUAAGUGCUUUUUUUUUUUUUUUUGGUCAGACUAGCGGAUUUGGUCCUGGGAGAGAGUAUCCUAUAAUGGGACUCACAGGCACUGGCACCCUUGGGUUGGCAAUCGAAGGUGACACGGAAUGGAGAAGACCAAGAUUCCACAUGGGGGCAGUAAUGAGAAGGCGCUUCACAUGCACUGUCUGCGGAUGCCAGUCUGAAAACCAGACUGCGUGGAGGUCUGGGUCUGCUGAUGAGCUUUUGGGCACUCUCCACGCACAUAAGCUUGCAAACACACAUGUCCCAGAAUAGCUGUGUUGGGCCCUGCCCUGUUUGGAGAAGUGGCUGGAGCUCAUUCUCUUACGCCCUUACGUUGGUGUUUGGGGUGUGGCAGCAGUUCUACAGAACUCUACGUUGGGGGUCAUGAAUGAGCGGCUCUCCUGGCUCUUAAAGGCCCUCUCUCUUCCUGCCUUUAAAGAAUCCUCCUCCCUCACACCCAGCCUCCUCUGGCCUCUGCUUCUCAACAGCAAGCACCAGCCUUCCUCAGCAACACUAGGUUUUAUGCUACGUUCCUGUUUGCUCUACUUUUUUAUUAAAUGAUCUGUGACCACA